AGCCGCACCAUUGCUCGCUUGCGGGGAAAGCUGGAGGAAGCAAAUAAUGAAAUAAAUGCUUUAAGAAAUCAAGCUGGGGCCUUGAGCACGGAGAGACAGAAGGCGCAGCAGCAAGCAGAAAUGUUUCGUCAUAACAUAAAGGGCAUGGGAGACUUGCAGAGAAACCUCACAGAAGAGCUUGCAGAGGCAAGCAGGGACCAGCAGCAGCAGCAGCAGCAGCAGCAGCAGCUGUGGCAGCAAAAGCAGCAGCAGCAGCAGCAUUAA
Eimeria tenella is the source of this 264-nucleotide messenger RNA. RefSeq lists its product as uncharacterized. The annotation marks the transcript as partial. NCBI's taxonomy places the organism in Eukaryota, Apicomplexa, Conoidasida, Eucoccidiorida, Eimeriidae. The record is from RefSeq and is a predicted model, not a curated record. The transcript has 3 exons.